GCGUUCUGCAUGGGACAUAUUAUAAUACUACAUCUGAGGUGUUUUGCCCCGGUAGAUCGAAAAGCUUGCGAUUUAUUUUAUUGAUUUAAAGCGGUUUUUGUGUAACAGUUAUUACAAAACAAAAUAAUAGUAGUGCAUUACCAUUUAAAUAGUGUAUCCAACUGCGUUAAACAUUUGUUGUUUGUGAUAAACUUAACUACAAUAUUGACGCUGUUCCUUAGUGGGGGUUAUACAUGAAUACCCUAAUAUAUCUACCCGAAUUUAGCAGUCAAAACAGCUCCAAUUCGGUAAAGUUCAACAUCUACGUGAUGAGAACUAUACAUGUUAUAUGCCGAAGAAAUGGAAUUAUACUCACAUACACCAAUAGCAUCGGCUGCGCUCACCAACCAUUUUUCACUGAUUGUGGAAACUGGUGUAAGUACGUAGUUCCAGCCUGUCUUUCGUGAAGUCCAUUGGUGUAUAUAGUGAGUGAGUGAGGGCUGCUGUAUUUUGCGUCCGCAUACAGCGGCAAGUGGCAAACGCGGCUACGAUUCCUCCACGUAUGGACGCUUAUCGGACAAAGUGCGUACGCGAAGAAGCUUGGUCACUCUAGCUAGCAUGUUGUCAUCCAGUCGCCGUAAAUAGACUUCAAAUCGCGCAAAUAUUUUCACUACUGCUGCUCUAGCAUUCUUCGCCUAUCGUGACUACUAAAGCAUGAGUUCUUCCAAUUGUAAGUGUUCCUGCACGGCCGGCCUGGUGGGCUUGAGUCUGGCGGGUUUCCUGCUGUCGCUGUACACCUCUUACGUGGAGAUCCGAGUCGAACGGGAUCACGGCUAUCAGGCAAUGUGUGACAUCAGCGAACGGGUCAGCUGCACCAAGGUGUUUACGUCCGCAUAUGGUCGUGGCUUCGGACUCGUGGGACCCCUACUAGGCGAACAGUCACCGCUGAAUUUACCCAACGGAUUCUACGGCAUUUUCUACUAUUUCCUAGUAGCAGGCCUAUCCUUCAGCAACAGCGUCCUUGUUACCCGUUUCGUGACCUAUCUGAUCGGCCUGUCAAAUCUACUAUCGCUUUACUUGGCCUACCUGCUCUACUUUGUGUUGGAAGAUCUCUGCGUGGUUUGCGUGACAACCUACGCUGUCAAUUUGAUCAGCCUGAUAGUCGCCAUGCAGAAAGUGCAGAUAGUGGUUCGCGAAGAGCAAGUCAUGCGAGUCAUUCAGAAGAAUCGCUGAACGCUUAAUUUAAUGUUGAAAGUUCACUUGGAGAUCGUUCGGAUAUCGUUCAAUUUAAACUUUGAUUUUUUAUAGUUGUUGUGCUUUUUUCCUGUCAAAGAAAUUAUUGUUAAAAGCUUAUUCUAUGAACAUGGCUAAUAUGAAUGUAUUCUAAGAUGGUGCAAAGCAGUUGCCAGUUUCUGUAAAGCCGUUGAAGAGCUGUGUUACCCGUAAUCGAAGGCCAAAAAGUUUAUCGUACUAUAUUGCUUAAAAGAAUGUCUUGCUAAGGAAAGUUACAAAGUAGUUGUUAUUUCAUACACAAAAUACUUACCUACAUAACGUUUUCUUGGUUAGUCGUUCUUUUCAUCAACAUGUAAUUUGUUUCUUGCCAAAACUAUAAAAUGUUGUGAUAUUGUAAUAAAAUUGAUAACUUCCAUUA
This is a messenger RNA of Wyeomyia smithii (pitcher-plant mosquito), 1630 nucleotides long. RefSeq names its product vitamin K epoxide reductase complex subunit 1-like protein 1 (gene Vkor). Gene Ontology annotation, biological process: peptidyl-glutamic acid carboxylation; vitamin K metabolic process. The record is from RefSeq and is a predicted model, not a curated record. Gene Ontology annotation, molecular function: vitamin-K-epoxide reductase (warfarin-sensitive) activity. Lineage: Eukaryota; Metazoa; Arthropoda; Insecta; Diptera; Culicidae. The transcript has 3 exons. Bases 694 to 1212 code for a protein of 172 amino acids.